This is a messenger RNA of Magallana angulata, 1145 nucleotides long. RefSeq names its product mitochondrial import inner membrane translocase subunit Tim21-like. The transcript has 6 exons. The record is from RefSeq and is a predicted model, not a curated record. Gene Ontology annotation, biological process: protein import into mitochondrial matrix. Gene Ontology annotation, cellular component: TIM23 mitochondrial import inner membrane translocase complex. Lineage: Eukaryota; Metazoa; Mollusca; Bivalvia; Ostreida; Ostreidae. The coding region runs from base 61 to 729 and encodes 222 amino acids.
AUUUUUUUUUUAGAAAAACUGCUUUCACUUUCAUUUCAACAGUCACCUCGAUUCAUCAUCAUGUUGUCGUUAAAACUACUACAAACUUUAUCACAAUGCAACAGUGCAAGAACAGUGCUCAUAUCAGGAAGGAUUCUUUCUGUGGAUGUUAUUAACUGUAAAAGAAAUAUUUUAAAAUGUUAUUCAACCCAAAACCAAGAGCAAUCAAGCAAAGAAACCAGAGAAAAUUCGAAACCCAAGACCGGUGCAGAGUUGGAUGUAAAGAGAAAGAGUCCAUACGAAGGUUUAUCAGCGGGUCAGAAAGUUGUGGAGGCAGGAAAAGACCUGACAUACAUAGCUGUAAUAGUGGUAGGCGGCGGAUUAAUCGGCUACAUCCUGUACAACUUGUAUCAAGAGCUGUGUGCUACAGAUGGGGCCACCAGUGUGUACAGUGCUGCCGCAGAAAUCUGUAAAAACGAUGGGAGGGUGAUUAAUGCAAUGGGUGAACCUAUCAAGGUGUAUGGAGAGACAGACAGAAGAGGCAGACGAAGACAUGUCAGCCAUGAAGAGUUCAUAGUUGAUGGGGCUAAACACAUGAGAAUGAAGUUCUAUCUCCAGAGUUCUCAUAAAAUGGCAACAGUAUACGCCGAGGUUAAGCAGGAACCAGACAAAGAGAGCGAGUACGUCUACCUGAUUGUAGAAAUGAAAGGAUUCCCAAGCAAAACCAUCGUCAUAUAUGACAGGCGAUGAUAGCUACUGAAGCCUGCAACAAGCCACGAUUUCAGACUUUAAAUCAUAGUGCCUCUUAUAGGACCAUUUGGAUAAGAAUAAAGAAAUGAUGUUUGUCUUCCUUAACUAUCAAACGCUCUCUCUAGGUUCUCUAACAUUUGAUAAUUUACUACUAAGCUACUGUUACAGACACAUUAUUUAUCCUGGAAAUGAACAUAAGAAUAUCCAAAAACAACAGAAUAAACAAAACUAUAGAGAAUACUAUGAAACAUAUGUAAACUUUCAUGUUGUGAAUAGGGUCUCGGUCUUUAUUUGUAUAUAAAUGACUGUAGAUUCUAGUGACUUUCAAAUGAAUGUAAAAAGUUAGAUAAUAAAAUAAACCAUGUAAAUAGUUGUGCAUUAUUUAGAUGGAAUAAAUUUUGAAUACAUGUUAAGAA